GCCGCCGCCGGUGCUUUCUCGUACGGAAGCUCACGAGGUUCGGGCGUUCCGGGGCGGCUCGCGCGGGCGGGCGGAGCUCGUUGCCAAUCGAGGAUAGAGUCGGAUGGCAUGGCUUUCGUCACCCUGCGGAGGAACCUGUGCCAUUUACCUGACUUGCGGAUCCACGGAGCUCUGGCCGCUCUGAAAAGCCGGCCUGCGAAUCCCGUUCUGCACGCGAGCAGGGAGCGCCUGUGUCCGUGGCCGUGUUCGCUACGAGCUGAGUCUUUCAGAGUCGGGCUCCGUCGUGCCUGUGGUCCCAAGUUCCACGCGGAAAAUGGAGCCGGGCCUCACCCAGCCGGCGAGCCCCUCUCCUCUCCAGUAGGCCCCUGGGACAGGCUGGAGCGGAGUCUCCCCAGGGAGCAGGAGCAGGUGCAUCCCGAGAGACUGGACGGCUUCAGCUCCGCUGGAGAAGUGCUGGCUUUUGUGAGCUCCCUGGACACUCUGCCCGACGGCGUGGCAGCCAGAGCUUUGCAGCGGAUUUGCGAGCUGGAGAAAAAGCAUGGUGAUCGAGGGCCGCCCGCAGAACUCCUGGAGAACAGCGUCUUCCGGGCUGUGUGCCUCCAGUUGGAGCAGGAGCUCCCGCGCCUGUCAGGCCCGAGUCUGGUCGCUGCCCUCCGGGCGCUGAUGCUCCUACAGGUGGAUCCUCAGAGCAGCCUGAUAGGAACACUGGCGGCAGAAUGCCAGAACCGGCUCACGAGAGGAGGCCUGGAUGCUCACAGCCUUUGCGCUCUCGGGGAAAGUCUGAUUACCCUUCAAGGUCCAGGGUGUGCGGCAGUAGACAGUGUUCUGGGUCAGCUGCAGGGGGAAAACGUGGAGACAUUCACCCCCGAGGACAUCAUGGCUCUUUACAGAAUCCUGCAGGCCUGUCCUGAAAAAGUCAGCCAGCACCAGGCCUUGUUAGAUCGCCUCAACAGCGUCUCCCUUUCAGUAGUUUCCUACCUGAGCCCUAAAUCCAUCAGCCAGAUGCUCACUGCCCUGGUGGUUCUGGAUCAGACGCAGGCACUGCCUCUGGUUAUAAAGCUGGGGAAACACGUUGUGCGGCACAUCCCGCAUUUCACCAGUGAGGAGCUUGGGAAGGUCCUGGACGCUUUCAUCUACUUUGGGCAAAAUGACAGGUUCUUCACGAAGGCCUUAGAGCAGCACGUGGCUGCGCUGUGCCUCACCCUGGACGCGGAGGUGGUCAGCAGGGUCAUGGAGUACUGCGGCAGGAAACUGAUCCUGUCGCAGCCCAUCCUGGACGCCGCCGCCGAGACGUUUGUUUGCCAACCUGAGAAGUUCUCGCCCAGUCAGACUUCCAGACUGAUCGAGCCAUUCGGGAGACUCAAUUAUUUGCCCCCUAAUGCCCCCACUUUGUUUGGGAAGCUAGAAGCUAGGCUCGCCACUCAUUUCAGUUACUUCCCACCCAAAGCGCUCUUGAAACUUCUCCAUUCCUGCUCACUUAUCGAAUACCACCCGGUCAACUUCAUGCCAAAGAUAUUCAGCCCUUUUUUCCUUCAACGGCUGCAAGGGGAAGAAUCUUACUUGGACAGAGUGAGUCUGGCACAGCUGACCCAGCUCUUCCUAACCUCAGUCCUAGAAUGCCCUUUCUAUAAGGGUCCAAAACUCCUUCCUAAAUAUCAAGUGAAAUCAUUUCUUACUCCGUGUUGUUCCCUGGAGACCCCCGUGGAUUUUCAGCUUUAUAAAUCUGUGAUGAUUGGACUCAUUGACCUUUUCGGAGCAAGACUGUAUUUUGCUUCCAAAGUGUUAACACCCUAUUGUUACACCAUAGAUGUUGAAAUUAAAUUAGAUGAAGAAGGAUUUGUAUUACCAGUUUCAGUUGAUGAAGAUGUCUAUAAAAGAGUAGCACUGUGCAUUGAUGGUCCACAAAGAUUUUGCUCUAAUGGCAAACAUUUACUAGGAAGAGAGGCCAUUAAACAAAGACACCUGCAGUUGCUUGGUUACCAAGUUGUUCAGGUCCCCUAUCAUGAGAUUGAGGUACUCAAAUCGAGACUGGAGUUGGUAGAGUAUUUACAAAGCAAGCUGUUUCCUGAAAACACGGCUGCUCGUCGAUAACAAGGAAUCCUGGCUUCAGAACGUGGAAUGUGAAAGAAUGGAUGUUUUUCUACAACUUGGUAUAAAGAAAAAGUUUUGAAUUAGCUACAUUGCAGAAUUAUGUUUGUAGAUUGACGAUCUGGAGAGGGUCCAUAAGUUUCCUUAUACCAUGUGUAACAGUUACUAGUGGUAGAUUUAAAGUUCAUCUUAAUUUAAUACUAGUGUCAUAGAUAAUUUUUAUACAUCAAAUA
Molecule: messenger RNA, 2321 nt
Organism: Lepus europaeus (European hare)
Lineage: Eukaryota; Metazoa; Chordata; Mammalia; Lagomorpha; Leporidae
Gene: FASTKD3
Product: FAST kinase domains 3
Exons: 7
Coding region: 109-2091 (660 amino acids)
Biological process (GO): mitochondrial RNA processing; regulation of mitochondrial mRNA stability
Cellular component (GO): ribonucleoprotein granule; mitochondrial matrix
Molecular function (GO): RNA binding
Source: RefSeq, a predicted model, not a curated record